AUGGACUUAAACACAUUGGUAUCAAGAUUGCACGAGAUCAACGCUGUGAAACUUGGUCAGUUCAAGCUGAAGAGUGGCAUUAUGUCACCAAUCUAUAUCGACUUGCGUGUCACUGUGAGCUCGCCAGCAUUGUUGGCACAGAUCGCAGAGAUGAUGUACCAGAAGGUGUCGUCAAGCGCCGCCAUCCCACCUUUGGUGUGCGGCGUGCCCUACACCGCCCUGCCAAUCGCCACGGCAAUGUCCAUCGCCCACGACAUCCCAAUGGUCAUGCGUCGCAAGGAAGCCAAGGCCUACGGCACCAAGCAGUUGAUCGAGGGUCGCUUCAAGGAGGGCGACAACGUCCUCGUCAUUGAGGAUCUGGUCACAAGUGGUGCUUCCGUGCUCGAGACUGUGCGCGACCUCAACGCCAACGGCCUCGUCGUCACCGAUGUCGUCGUGCUGCUCGACCGCCAGCAAGGCGCUCGCCAGGAGCUCGCCAAGCACGGCCUGCGUCUGCACAGCGUCGUCACAAUGGAGGAGCUUAUCUCAACCCUGACUGCCCAGGGCAAGCUUGACGGCCCAACCCUCGAGCUGGUCAGCGCCUUCCUCGAGGCCAACCGCAACGUCACCGUGCCAGUCGCCUCGCAGAUCCCAGUCGCUCGCAAGCACAUCGCCUAUGAGGAGCGCGCCAAGCUGGCCACCAACCCAACCGCCGCCAAGCUCUUCAACAUCAUGGCCGCCAAGAAGACCAACCUUGCCGUCGCCGUCGAUCUCACCACAAAACAGGAGGUCCUCUCGCUGGCCGACAGCAUUGGCUCAGAGAUCUGUGCCCUCAAGACUCACGUUGACAUCAUCGACGACUUUGAUCAAGACUUUGUCAACCAGCUCCAACUCAUUGCCACCAAGCAUAACUUCCUCAUCUUUGAGGAUAGAAAGUUCGCUGACAUUGGUAACACUGUCAAGUAUCAGUUCGAGAGUGGUGUCUAUCACAUCUCCAAGUGGGCCAACAUGGUCACCAUCCACGGUGUUGCUGGUCCAGCCAUCAUUGAUGGAUUCAAGGAUUCAAUCAAGCAGACUGGUGCUGGUCUGUUGCUCCUUGCCCAGAUGUCCUCAAAGGGAUCACUGUGCGUUGGAGAGUACACUAAUCAGAUGGUCGAGAUGGCCAAGCAGAACGCUGAUGCCGUCAUGGGAUUCAUCUGCCAGGAGCGUUUGGAGUCGAUGACCGACUCGUUCGUCCUGAUGACCCCAGGCGUGCAAUUCAACUCCAAGGGCGACAGCAUGGGACAGCAAUACAACACCCCAGACUACAUCAUCAAGGAGAAGGGUACCGAUGUCAUCAUUGUCGGCAGAGGCAUCUACCAGAACUCCCAACCAAAGGUUGAGGCCAUCAAGUACAAGGAGGCCGCCUGGGAGGCCUACCAGAGCAGGUUGUCCAAGCAAUAA
This is a messenger RNA of Acytostelium subglobosum LB1, 1422 nucleotides long. RefSeq lists its product as hypothetical. Gene Ontology annotation, biological process: 'de novo' pyrimidine nucleobase biosynthetic process; 'de novo' UMP biosynthetic process. The record is from RefSeq and is a predicted model, not a curated record. Gene Ontology annotation, molecular function: orotate phosphoribosyltransferase activity; orotidine-5'-phosphate decarboxylase activity. The transcript is spliced from 4 exons. The coding region runs from base 1 to 1422 and encodes 473 amino acids. NCBI's taxonomy places the organism in Eukaryota, Evosea, Eumycetozoa, Acytosteliales, Acytosteliaceae.